Lepisosteus oculatus (spotted gar) is the source of this 2577-nucleotide messenger RNA. NCBI's taxonomy places the organism in Eukaryota, Metazoa, Chordata, Actinopteri, Semionotiformes, Lepisosteidae. The record is from RefSeq and is a predicted model, not a curated record.
AUUUUUGUUUUCUUGCCAAAGGUUAUAAAAGUGUUAAAUCUGCUGGAACGGUUAGUCAUUUUCGCUGAAGGAAGAUGGCGGCUCCUACAAAACAGUACGGCCUGAUCCUGCCCAAGAAGGCUCCGUCCAGAUCGGCGAUGCUGCAGCGCCCCUCGGUGUUCGGGGACGACUCGGACGACGAGGCGCCAGUGGGAGAGAGUCUCCGGAAGGAAGGUGUCAAGAAGAGGGUGAUGAAACAGGUGAGCCCCUCUCUCCCGCACCAUGUCCAAGCAGUGAGGCGCCCUGUGCAGAGUCUUCAUCCCUCCCUCCCUGAGCGCCCUGUGCAGAGUCUUCAUCCCUCUCCCCUCCCUCCCUGUGUCCCGCCGCAGCCCAAGUACAUCGCCAGCCUCCUGCAGGCCGUGGAGGAGCGGAAGAAGGAGCAGGAGCGCCGGGAGGAGCGCAAGAUCCAGAAGGAGAGGGAGGCGGAGGGGGAGCAGUUCAGCGAUAAGGAGGCCUUCGUCACCUCCGCUUACCGCCAGAAGCUGCUGGAGAGACAGCAGGAGGAGGAGAAGGAGCGCAGGGAGGCCGCGCUGGAGGCUGCCCUGGAUGUGAAGAAGCAGAAGGACCUGAGCGGCUUCUACAGACACCUGCUGAACCAGACGGUGGGCGAGGAGAGCGUCCCGGACAGGAGCAGCCAGAGGACGCCGCAGUGCGAGCCCCCCGUAGCGAAGGACCGGCAGGCCCAGCCGGCCGACGAGCGCGACCGGGACAGCGACUUCGACGUCCACAGCGAGGACGGCGACGGCGGUGGAGGGCGGGACGCUGGCAAAAGUUCCGAGGUCAGCAAGCCCGAGACCGCGCGCUCCAAGCGACAGUACCGGCAGCGGUCGCUGUCCUCGGAGAGCGAGGAGGAGAGGGAGGCGGAGAGCAAGAAGCACAGGGACAGGGAGAGAGGGAGACACCGGGAGAAGAGGCACCAUGGCGACCGGGAGAGGGAGAGGGAGGACCGGCGCAGCGGCGGCAGCAGGAAGGAGGAAAAGGAAGACAGGAGAGACAGAGCGCGGCAUGGAGAGGACGAGGAGAGCAGAGGGCGAGACGGGCGCGAGAGGAGAGCCCGGGAGGACCGGCACGGGAGAAAAGACAGGAGAGAGCCCAGCCCGCGGCAGAGAGCGGGCGCAGAGAAGGGCAGCCGCAGUCCCUCCCCGGCGAGGCCAACAGGGGGGGCCCCAGAGGAGCCCGGGGCCGAGCCCCAGCAGCCAGCAGCGGCCAGCGGGAGCAAGUUCACCAAGCGCAGCAGCGAGGAGACGGUGAUGUCCGCGCGCGAGAGGUACCUGGCCCGGCAGAUGGCGCGCUCGGGCGCCAAGGCCUACAUCGAGAAGGAGGAGGACUGAGCGCGGCUCCCGCCGGGGGGAGCUGAAGGGUAAGACCAGCUCCCCCCCCUGUGCAGAGGGGGUUCAGUUGACAGACGUGAUUCCUGCGUGGAAGGAGGUUGUGCUCUAGCCUGAAGAUGGCGCAGCGCAGGAAGUGCUUGACACAGCAGGAAAGUGAGCUCUUCCUGACCUGGAUUACAAACCAAACUCCAGGCUGUUCCAGUACGUCUAGGGUCAAUGUUAGGAUUAAAGACUGAGAAACAGCAGCUCUAUUUUUAUUAGUCACUAAAAAGCAGCAUGGUAUCAGAGGGCAGGUGGUUGCGUUGGGCAUGGUUACUCCUGGGUUGUCCACGGUGACCUGGCUGUGCCUUGUGCUCAACAGUGCUGGUAUUAUCCACCACCCCCGCCCUCCCCUGCCUUCCUGCUGAGUCAGCCGGAAGAUCCGUCGCCCCCUGCUGGACGGAUGGCGGACGGCAGGUGAGGGCCGAGUCGCCCCACGACGCCCGCAGCUCACCCGUUCCUCGGGAGACGCAGACGUGCCGUCAGUGGAGGGAAGGUCCUGAGGAGCCGCUACGCGCACGAGUGGAAAGAGGGCUGUCAUUUCUUGCUGGUUUCAAUUUUUUUUUUGUGUGUGUGUGCAAAAUUGUCUGCAAAUUUGUUUGCAUUUAUUCAUAAACGAGUUUAUUUUCCUUGCUUCUGGCACACUCCUGCAGGCUCUUGGCUGUGCAGUAAUGUCACAAGCAAGGCUGUUAAGUUACCAACAGGAGCAGGUAGUGGGGUGUCUGUAACCCUCUAACCCCCCCACGUGAGUGAGAGAAGGAGCAGUUGGCUGCAGUGCACCAGAAACAUCCCCCAUUUUGACCAGGACAAAAAAAAAGUCAGCUGUUGGACGAAGUGUUUCGGUGUGGUCAAGAGUUGUGGCUCUUGGGAGCCAGAGUGGUCUCUGUUUGGCAGAAAGCUCCAUUUUUAUAGCCAUGUGGCUUUUUCUUUUGAAGUGUUCCUUUCGGAAAAGCACGCCUAUACAUCCAUCAGGUGCAUUGUUCCGAAAUUGCAUCUGUUGUUGCAAUUAUUCUUAUUGAAUUUUGCCGCACCUUCUCGAUCACCAGGCUGCUGGCUCGGGAGUUAAUGAGACAAUCCAUCCCUGCCGGGUGGCAGGCGACGUGCGGAUGUUUGUAUCGCUGUACAUAUUGUUACGCACUGAGAGAUUAAAGCCCUGAGUGAUAAUGGA